Messenger RNA from Andrographis paniculata, 2014 nucleotides. RefSeq names its product hydroxymethylglutaryl-CoA synthase-like. Gene Ontology annotation, molecular function: hydroxymethylglutaryl-CoA synthase activity. The coding region runs from base 297 to 1679 and encodes 460 amino acids. The transcript is spliced from 12 exons. Lineage: Eukaryota; Viridiplantae; Streptophyta; Magnoliopsida; Lamiales; Acanthaceae. The record is from RefSeq and is a predicted model, not a curated record. Gene Ontology annotation, biological process: acetyl-CoA metabolic process.
UUCUGUUAUUCAUCAAUUCUGCUGUAUGUAUACAUACGGUAUACUGUGUGUGUAUAUAUAUGGUCGUCACCCCACCUCUUCCCAACGCCAUUCGCCCUUUUCUCCCCAAACUCGAAUUGAAUCUCUCUCUCUUUCUCUCUCUAACUGUCGUUUGCUCGAUUUUUUUUUUUUUUUUUUUGCUUCCACGCACCAUUUCCUGGAGCGUAUCUUGCUGCUUGCCGUGUUGCUUCUGCAAGGACAUAAAGUUUGGAUUUUCAGUUAAUUGAUCUCCUUUUCCUGCAUUUGUUCGCGUCGAGAUGGCCAAGAAUGUGGGAAUCCUAGCCAUGGAGAUUUACUUUCCUCCCACUUGCAUCCAGCAGGAAGUGCUGGAGGCUCAUGACGGAGCAAGCAAAGGGAAGUAUACUAUUGGGCUUGGCCAAGAUUGUAUGGCAUUUUGUUCUGAGGUUGAAGAUGUCAUUUCAAUGAGCAUGACAGCAGUCACUUCACUCCUUGAAAAGUAUGGGGUUGAUCCGAAGCAGAUUGGGCGUCUUGAAGUUGGAAGUGAGACUGUACUUGAUAAAAGCAAAUCCAUUAAGACAUUUCUGAUGCCAAUAUUUGAGAAAUGCGGAAAUACUGACAUAGAAGGUGUUGACUCAACCAACGCGUGCUAUGGUGGUACUGCUGCUCUGUUCAAUUGUGUCAAUUGGGUGGAAAGCAGCUCAUGGGAUGGGCGAUAUGGGCUUGUUGUCUGCACAGAUAGUGCGGUCUAUGCUGAGGGUCCUGCUAGGCCAACUGGAGGAGCUGCAGCUAUUGCAAUGCUAAUAGGACCAAAUGCUCCUAUUACUUUUGAAAGCAAGCUUAGGGGAUCUCACAUGGCUCAUGUUUAUGAUUUUUACAAGCCCAACCUUGCCAGCGAAUAUCCUGUUGUGGAUGGCAAACUUUCUCAGACUUGUUACCUCAUGGCAUUGGAUUCUUGUUACAAAAGCUUCUGUGACAAGUAUGAGAAGAUAGAGGGCAAACAGUUUUCAAUUACUGAUGCUGACUACUUUGUGUUUCAUUCUCCAUACAAUAAGCUUGUACAGAAGAGCUUUGCCAGAUUGUUAUUCAAUGAUUUUACAAGGAAUGCCAGCUCCAUUGAUGAGUCAGCUAAAGAGAAGUUUUCUCCUUUUUCAUCCUUAACCAACGACGAGAGCUACCAAAGUCGCGAUCUUGAGAAGGCGAGCCAACAAGUUGCAAAGCCAUUUUAUGAUACGAAGGUGCAGCCAUCUACACUUGUCCCAAAACAAGUGGGAAACAUGUAUACAGCGUCACUCUAUGCUGCAUUUGUGUCCCUCAUCAGCAACAAAAGUAGCUCUCUGGCCGGGCAGAGAGUGAUUCUAUUCUCCUACGGAAGUGGUUUGUCAGCCACCAUGUUCUCUCUCCGUCUCAAUGAAGGGCAGCAUCCUUUCAGCCUGUCCAACAUUACAAAAGUAAUGAAUGUUCAAGAAAAGUUGAAGUCGAGGCACGAGUUCCCACCUGAACAGUUUGUCGAAACCAUGAAGCUGAUGGAGCACAGAUAUGGAGCCAAUGACUUUAUAACGAGCAAGGACUGCAGUCUUCUUGCACCGGGCACCUACUAUCUUACUGAAGUGGACUCCAAAUACCGAAGAUUCUAUGCCAAGAAGGCUAUUGAGAAUGGAACCCUUGCCAACGGCCAUUAAUUAAAGGUAUCCUGGCAACGGCUCUCGUGUCUAUCUAGCCAGUAGAAGUAAUAACUGGACUUUCAUUGUUCUUUGUGUGUUGAGCGAUGAGUUGAGUUUGUUUUAGCCCGAUCACAUGCUAUCUGUAGUUGUUAUGAAUUCUUUUUCUUUACAAGGGUUUCAGUUAGUUUUCUUUUUUGAGAAAAAGAAAAUUGUUGUAGAUGUACCAAAAUAUUAUGGUUGUAUCUAGGAACAUGCUUCAGUGGUUAGCUGUUCCUUUUAUCAGCAAUAAUCUGUUUAUUCUUGGUAUGUUGUACACUAUGCUUCUGUUGUUUUUAAAUGUAUUUUCUCUUCUA